UCCCUGCCCCCCAAGGCAGCCUCCUAGUGUUUCCUUUCCCCUCCCCUCCCCUCCUCCUGCGACCACCACCGGCCACCCCCUCGAUCUCCUCCCCCAGGCAAGCGAACGCGGGGGCGGGGGCGAGCAGCGGCGGCCAGCUCCUCCAACACCUGCCCGCUUCGGCCGUGAAAGCUGUCGCCAAUGUCUGAAAUGGAGUCCGUGGCAGCUCUCAUGGAGUCGACAAGCUCUAAGAUACAACAGCUUCAGAGGGCGUUUGCUGAGCUUGAGAGCCAGAGUGUUGUUUCCAUGAACUUGAAGUGGAAGCAACUUGAGGACCAUUUCCAUGGGCUUGAGCAGUCACUCAAGAAAAAGUUUGACGAACUGAAACAGCAGGAAAAGGAGUUCGAGGAAACGAUUGCAAAAUCGGAGGAGAUGCUGCAGCAAAGGGAGGUAGCUGUUGUGGCUAAGGAACUGACUUCCCUGGAAAGGUUGCAGGAAAAGAGAGAUGCUGCAUUAGCUAUGAUCUUUGGCAAGUCCAAGCUGUCCUUGCCUGUUCCUGCCAUCAACCCAAUGAACAAGGCGCUGGAUAAUCUUGGUGUGAGGUUGCCUACACUUGCUCCUGAAGAGAGCGUGCGCCUGCAAGUUGACAAUGCUGCAGUGAAGCCUCGUUCUGAACUUGUUGUGCUCUGUGAGGAAAUGGAUGUUAAGGGCCUUCAUAAGUUCAUAUCAGACAACAGAAAGAACUUAACAGCCAUCCGUGAGGAAAUUCCAAGUGCACUCAAGAGAACAUCUCAUCCAUAUGACUUGGUUCUGGAUUCCUUGGAAGACUUUUAUUCUGGAGAUAAUCUAGUAUUGGAUGGCAAAAAGGAUGGAGACCUUCUGGGUGUAAGAAGGACGUGCCUGAUGUUGAUGGAGUCACUUGGACAGCUGCAAACUGAUGAUGUAGCUGGUUUCUCUUCGGUGGAGCUCAUGCUUACAACUAAUAUCAAAGAACAAGCAAAAAAGAUUGCGUUAGAGUGGAAGUCAAAAUUGGAUAGUCUUGACAUUGAUGCCAGUAAUGGAAACUGUCUUGAAGCUCAUGCAUUUCUUCAACUCCUGGCUACCUUUGGUAUUUCUGCUGAAUAUAAUGAAGAUGACCUGUGCAAACUACUUCCUUAUGUUAGUCGUCGUCGUCAAACACCUGAACUUUGUCGAUUGCUUGGGUUGUCACAGAAGAUGCCAGGUGUCAUUAGAGUUCUGGUGGAUAGUGGAAGACCUAUUGAUGCAAUAAAUCUGGCUUAUGCAUUUGGGCUCACUGAACAAUUUGAACCGGUGCAAUUGCUGAAAGCAUAUCUGAGGGAUGUUAGGAAAGUGUCACAUGCCAAGAAUGUGAAAAUGUCUCCUGGAGUGCAGAAUGAGAUGAAUGAACGUGAGUUAUCCGCACUGAAAGCUGUCAUCAAGUGUGUCGAGGAACACAAGCUUGAGGAGCAAUACCCUGUGGAUCCACUUCAGAAAAGGGUUUUGCAGCUUGAGAAAGCAAAGGCAGACAAGAGGAGGGCUGUUGAAGCAGCAAAGCCACAGUCCAAGAGGCCUCGUGCCAACGGAUCGGUCUUUGCACCACGUGUCACCAGCUUUGCUGACAAGAGCUUCUACCCAGCAACCGCAGAGAGGCAUCCCUCCUACCCUUACGAGAGGCAGUUUGUGUAUGGUGCUGAGGCCCAUCAUCCUCCAAUUAUGAGCUCAGCACCAUACACGAUCCAACCUGCCCAUGCACCUUACUAUGGUAAUGCCUAUCCAGUUCAGUACCAGGUUCCGUAUAUCCACUAAUGGGGAGAGCCUGGUGCAGGUGUUCUUUCCUAACUAUGUAGCUCUUAACCUGCUGCUCUUUGUUGUAGUCCUAUCAGUUACUAGGUACUUUGAACUUCCAUGGAAGAGAAGCAAAUGAAACGCUUUCAUAAAAAUUCUCGUAGAAUCGAGAAGGAAGUUGCCUAGAUGAAAAUAGUUGGACCACUCGUGUGCGCGCGCGCGCACGCCGUGAGUUGCUAUUGUGAAAAUCUGUUAAUUUUAUGUCCUCAUGACGUAUGACAUAAUUUACACCUAUUGUUUAGCUAUGAUGAAUCUUACUAUGUACUUCCUUUGGCA
Messenger RNA from Phragmites australis (common reed), 2100 nucleotides. RefSeq names its product FRIGIDA-like protein 3. NCBI's taxonomy places the organism in Eukaryota, Viridiplantae, Streptophyta, Magnoliopsida, Poales, Poaceae. The record is from RefSeq and is a predicted model, not a curated record. The transcript is spliced from 4 exons. Bases 181 to 1785 code for a protein of 534 amino acids.